GCAGCUAGCGAGCAUAGAGCACUUAGUGUAGGUCACGUGACUCGGUGCGCAUGCGCAGAGCCGCUGGCGGUUGUCUCAGUGAUUUGAGUUUUCUGUUGGAUGAUUAGUAGGCGUGUGUCUGAACGGAUUCUUCUAAUAAGCUUUAAUUUAAUUUACCCUCACUUUCGCUUUCUGUUCGUGAUCUGCAGUGGACUCAUCUGAGCACUAUGGGUCCAGCGUGUGAUGAUGGCGUCUGAAGAAGGUCUGAUGUCUCCUGAGUCGAGCGUCACGUCUCUGCUGGCCACAUUAGGAGUCCUGCAGAGCUCCUUACAUCCGGAGCCCGUCCCCAUCAUCAAAUACAGAGACAGACACUACAUCUCUGCAUCAGAGGCGCUGGACGCUUACAUCACUGACUUCCAGAGGAGUCUGCGAGACGCUGAGACGACAACCGGGAAACUUGAGCUGCCCGAAGAGAUCACAAAACCUCAUCCCAGAAACAGAGAUGUACUGAAGACGAGUUUGACGGAUGAAGAGCUGAUCUUCCUGAACGUUCCCGUCCGGAACAGAGACUCAGAUCGGCUCAGUAUGACCACCGAUGACCUCCUGGCUCUCCCAAAUGACGGCUCUCUCCCCGUGACCCGCACCUCGGCCCUCCUCUCCCGCUCUGGGAGCUUUCCGUUGGGUCUGAGCUUCAACUCUAGCUCCCGGUCACACUCCCGGCCCAUUAUGGUCCAUAAACGGCGUCCCGUUCCAGCAGCGAGCAGGAAAUCCCUCCCUGUGGAUGAUUUAUUGAGGGACAGUUUGCGGUCACACCGUCAAGCUCCUCCCCCCAACAUCCCACCAGCCAAUCGGACACGUCCACCCGACCUGCCCAGAUCCAGUCAUCUCCCGCGCUGGAUGACCAGCCAGAAAUCUGAAAUGGAUUUUUCCGGGAUGACCAGCGUUCCUGAGCUGAAGUACCCGGUGUGGCUGAGACAGUGUGAAGAAUCCUCAGACGGCCAGCAGAGCGAUCGUCCUCUUCCUCCCAGAGUUCCUUCAUGGGUCGGAGAUCUGGAAGAGUCCGGUGGAGAACCGCAGUCGGAUGCUAGAGGUCAGCGAGGUGUCAAAGGUCACGCAGGAGAACUGUAUGGAUCCCAGUCCAUCGGUCAGUGCAGUCUGAGAGAUCUGCGUUUACAGUUUGAGCAGAAACUCCAGGCAGCGAAGAGAGGACCGAUUCACGAAGGACCAUUUUUCAAAGAUGGUAAGAUUGGUUCUCUGAUCUUCGAGCAGAUGUUAAACUCGCCUUCUUUUGCUCUCUGUGAGCCGGUGAAGAAGCACAACAGUUCAGGAGAUACGGAGGACGCUCUGGACGCGGACCGAUCCUGGGACAAUCCACCUGUGACGUUUAAGUCUCCAGUGCCAGUGGGUGGCGCUGAUGAACCUCCAGCGCCUGAGGAACUUCAGAGGAGCAAGUCUGCAGCUUCCUGUUCAUCAGGAUACAGCAGCAGAAAGCAUCCGGGUCCGGUGGAGACGCUCAAACACAUGCUGUUCCGCCUGCAGGCCGUCGAGCACGACAUCAGCCAAUCACACGCCUCCGGUGACUCCAAAACCACUUCAUCUGCAGCCUCACAGCUGGAGAGAGACACACCACAGCCGGUUCCUCAGCAGGAAACAGAAGAAACUGAGCUGGGAAAUGUUGAGUCAUUACAGAGGUCAGGAGGAGCUCUUCAUCACCUGGACAGACUGAAAACACUUGUGGAAGACAUGAACGAAAGGAAGGCCAGAGCAGAGGAUGAUGGGACAGAUUGUACAGACACUCCUGCAGCUAAUAUCACAGACUGGGCCAGAAUCAAUAAACGCUUGUGAAUCAGAAAUCACAAACUGUCAUCAUCCUACAGAUACAAAGGUUUCAUUGAUCACAUUAGCUUAAAAAGCUGAUUCUGCUUUAAAGGAUCUUUAAAACCUCAUGAAAGAUAAAAAAUGUAAACAAACUAUUGAGUAAAGCUGUUUAAAGGGCACAUGCUUUUACCGGCAAUGAGCAGCAUUUGAUGUAAUCAGUCAAAAAUUGCUAAAGUGUUUGUUUGUCUGAAGUGUGUUUAUAUGCAGGUCACUUACUAAUAUCCAAGUUCAUUUAGUCAUUUAGUUUUGCAAUGUUGUCUUGAUCACUGACUGGGACAAUAAUAUAUGAGAACAUUGAUUCUUAGCUACACUGAGGCUGAUGUUCUGUGUAUUUAUUUUACUUUAUGCAAAUUAUUCAGAAGUUGUAUGAAAAUACUUUUAUAACAUUUAAAUUCAUCUUGUGCGCCUCAAAAGAAAAAAACUCAUAGGGGUUUGGAACCAUGUGAGAGAGAUUAAAUAAUGACAAAAUGAUAAUUUUUACUGAAUCAUUUCCUUUAACGCUUGCUUCCUUGCAAUCUUGUUUAAGCAAACGCCUGACAUUUAUUUUAAGUUUGUUCUUUUAUUCUGUGUGUUGCAAUGCAUGCUUAACAUUUCGCUAAUUAAAAAUACACAAUCAAACAAGCAAGUAAACUU
Onychostoma macrolepis is the source of this 2490-nucleotide messenger RNA. It is a transcript of the gene c21h18orf54, whose product is annotated as chromosome 21 C18orf54 homolog. The transcript is spliced from 8 exons. Bases 223 to 1824 code for a protein of 533 amino acids. NCBI's taxonomy places the organism in Eukaryota, Metazoa, Chordata, Actinopteri, Cypriniformes, Cyprinidae. The record is from RefSeq and is a predicted model, not a curated record.